Cercopithifilaria johnstoni is the source of this 1461-nucleotide messenger RNA. Lineage: Eukaryota; Metazoa; Nematoda; Chromadorea; Rhabditida; Onchocercidae. The record is from the annotation of a GenBank genome assembly.
AUGAUGGAUGAAAAGGAUAUACCGAUUGAUAUACACAUUAAUAAGCUUCUGGAUUGGUUGCUCAGUAGACGACAUUGUAAUAAGGAUUGGCAAAAAAACGUAAUGGUUAUUCGUGAAAAGAUUAGCGCAGCGAUCCGGGAUAUGCCAGAAGAUGAGUGCAUCGUGAAAUUACUUCAGGGUUCCUAUAUAAAUUAUUUUCAUUGUGUUCAAAUCGUCAACAUUCUGAAAAAUACGGAGAAGGGAACAAAGAAUUUCUUGGGAUAUUAUUCAUCGCAGAGAAUGAACGAUUGGAUGCAAAUUAAACAGAUGUAUGAGAAAGGGAAUAUUCAUUUAGCAGAAGCAGCUCAAAUCCUUCAAAGAAUGGUUCAGUAUGAGAUUCCAGCUCUAAAAAAGCAGAUUUCGAAAUGCGAUCAAACAAUCACCGGCUGUGCGAAGAAGGAAAAAGAUUAUGCGAAGCAAAUGGUAGAAAGCAAGAAGCAAUAUGAGAAAGAACUAUUGAAGAUGGGAAUUGAUGGUGUCCACUUAAGACGAGAAAUACUGUCAUUAUUGGAUGAUUUGCCAUCUUUUUUGGACGAAAUAAUGAGAUCUAUAUCGUCUUUGAAUGAACCGCUUCAGUAUUACGAACAGUUUCAGGCAUAUUUACAUCAGAACGAGACACCUAAUGUUGUUUUGUUACCAUUAUGCCGUUUUUUAAUGGAAAAAGGCGCAGAAAUAACAGUUUACGAAUGGAAAAAUGGUACAAAACCAGCACGCAUUGAAUUGCCUUCUUUGAAUGCCUGUGUAAAUGAGGAGGCAAAUAGCGCCGAAGAAAUAGAUUUCGGCGAUGAUCUCAUUGUUCCUGGUAAUGAAAUUGAUUUUACUGAUAGUGGAUUUCAAAUUGAAGUCGUUGGGGACGAAAAAGGUGAUGUUAACGAUGGAAUAGCUCGAGGCUUGGAUGCACUGACAAUACUCGAAAAUCCACAAACUCGAAAUCUUAUUUACUUUGAAUUGAAAGAGUUGGAAAAAUUUUUGCUAAUGCGAAGAGAGGAUGAAACCGCAGAAAGUAUGUCUGAUAUUUAUAUAUUGGGGAUGGAGGAACGGCCUGCGGCACUAAGAAAGAUUACCGUGGAAACAAUUGAUAAAUGGUUGAUGCAUGUGAGCGAAAUUAUCAAUAGAUUAACUGAUUCUCAAAAAGCUCAUUUGUUUCGAAUACGUUCUUCACCUCAAUAUGUUGAAAAACUGGUGGAAACCUUGGAUCAGAAGCGUUCUUUAGAAGGACGUUAUCAAAAAAUGAGGGACUUGAUGAUAGAGAAACAGAGCGAAAUGCGAAUUAGCAUGCAAAAAGCGCAUGAAACAUUCGAUGGAGUUUGUGAGACUAGCAAAAUAUUGCAGAAGCAAAUUGAAGAAGAAAUCUCAAAGUUGUAUAAAGGAAGAAAAGUAAACAUUAUGGGUGGCACACAUGCUGCAUUGACGACUUUUUGA